AUGGUAAUGGUAAUUUGUUGGCUUCUAGGGAAUGGAUGUCUUCUUGCUUGGAACAGUAUGUUAACGAUGCAGGAUUACUAUGAAUACUUGUUCCUGGUUAAUAGCAAAAAGGGUAAACCUCUCAAAGGAAGUUGUGCCGCACCUGCUAAUGGUGGUCCCCUUGAAGUGAAGCACAAGAAAACAAAGCUGACAAAUCCAAACCCUUUUCGACUUAGUACAGAUAUGAAUCAAGUACAGUCAGAGUUACGUCUUGCUCGUAAUUUGAUUGCUGAAAAGGACUUGGAAGUCCAAAGAAUUUACACAACUAACAGUCAGUAUAUUAAGGAAAAUGAAAGACUAAGAGCUAUAAUGGGAGUGUGGAGUGAGCGAGCAGCUAAGGUACGUCUACUAAUAGUAAUUAGAGAACAAAGCAGCAACAUUAGGUUUGGUCUUGAUCGCCGACCAAAUUUGAUCUGGGUUUUACUCUUUGAUCAAAUUUUGAUCGAUGGUCCGUCCCACUACGCCUAUCCACUGCACCAAAUAUUUGAGUUUAGUCGUCCAUUGUGGACGCUCUUAGCAGCUGCAAGAUUUAUUGUAUAUAUAUGGGGAUAUGAUGAAUAG
Molecule: messenger RNA, 600 nt
Organism: Papaver somniferum (opium poppy)
Lineage: Eukaryota; Viridiplantae; Streptophyta; Magnoliopsida; Ranunculales; Papaveraceae
Exons: 5
Coding region: 1-600 (199 amino acids)
Cellular component (GO): late endosome; lysosomal membrane
Source: RefSeq, a predicted model, not a curated record